Aspergillus thermomutatus is the source of this 2313-nucleotide messenger RNA. RefSeq lists its product as uncharacterized. Bases 1 to 2313 code for a protein of 770 amino acids. The record is from RefSeq and is a predicted model, not a curated record. NCBI's taxonomy places the organism in Eukaryota, Fungi, Ascomycota, Eurotiomycetes, Eurotiales, Aspergillaceae. The transcript is spliced from 2 exons.
AUGCAUGAUGAUCAAGAUGACCAGCUUAGGAAGAGCUUGGUUGAGACUCCGGCUACGAACUCGGCUACCUCCACGCCUGGUCCCGAGCGUUAUUCAGUAGACGAUGGCUCCUCCAACCGGCAAGGCGCCGGGAGCGACGACAAGCCCAAACCACCCAAACCAUCUGUCCCCCUGCAACGUUCCGUAUACAUUGUGUUCUUGACUCUGCUGUACGGAGCCGCAGCACUGUACGCUUGGGUCAUCAUCUGCAUCCUCACUUAUCACCCCAUCGGUGCAAAUGGCUAUGGACACGGCGAACUCAACCGCAUUCUCAGUGGCCCUCAUCUUGGUACCACCACUGUGCCCGAGUACCUUGACGCAUUAUUCGCCAAGAGCGAGAGGUAUCUUAGGGCGGCGAGAAUUAUCCAGUCCUUGGUGUCCGUGCUCACCAUCCCCUUGACUUCCGCCGUGUGCUCGCAGGCAGCCGUGGUGUAUAUCCAGCAGAAGCGAGGGGACAAGCGCCCGACCCUCAGGCAAAGCAUGGCCCUGGCGGACAAGGGAUGGACUGACCUUGUGCUCUUGAAAAAUCUCGUCUUUGGGGGUUGGAAUAAGUACAGGUCCUCGCUACUACUCUUUGCCCUGUUUCUGCAUCUCCUAGGCGCUGCCAUAUCUCCGGUACAGCAGAUCUUUCUCUCGUUCAAGACGAUCAAGCGUCUCAGGUACCCCGUCAGCCUCACCCAAAUCACAGACUUCACUGAUCUUUUCCCGGACCGCGGACCUGACAUUGGGCUGGAUGCAACGAAGCUCAGAGCCACUCUGGCAUCGACGGUCAAUACUGUGGUUCAGCCAAGACUCUGGUCCUCAGGCAAUGGCACAGUCUCCCUUGAUGAUAAGAGCUACCAGACUUAUUCGGAAUUGCAGACAAAAUCCCAAAACACCCUCGCCAAUAUAUCCACUAUAACUGAUCCAUUCUGGGCCGAGCUCCCCACCAGUACCAACACUGGUUUACUACGACAGUUCGCUCCUCGCAUCAACUCGACCGCCAUAUGGGAGAACAAUUCAGCUGCCAUACUUCCCGAAGACUGCAACUCAUUGUCUGACGCCUUCUAUCUCCACUACGAAUAUGGACAGGAAGAUGACGCUCCAUUUCAAUACAGCGUUGAGAUAUGUAUGCCGGGAAACAUGUCAGAAUCGCCGUGGAAAAACCAAUUGUCUCGACAAGAUUUAAGCGAAGAGUUGUAUUUCAAGAUGAACUUUUUGGGAGGCGGGGGGAUGCUUGAUUACGUGCCCAGAGCAGGAACAUACUGGAGGAAGCUGACACUCCACACCACAACGGGCUACUUCGAGCUUCCCAACUACGCGAAUGGCCAAGUCCCUGGGCUGUUCAUCGAAGAAAGUCCGUUUGACAAAAACCCGCGAAAUUUAACCCCUCGGGAUCUAGACAACAAUACAGCAUGGACUACGCUCAACGCUACCUUGAAUGUGAUCAAUGCCGGCGAUAAAGGUCCACUUCUUAACAUCGCCAUGGCACUGUUUGGCGAAGGCUCUUUUGCCGAUGUGCAACACACAGUCUUAGCAGCAUAUGCCAACUCUGGCAUCAUCUACGAUGGUUGUAUUGGCAUCAUCCCCUUUAUUCCACUUCUUGACGACCCCCACUCCUCCUUUAAGGUGUCCCCGGGUAACCCCUGUCUAACGGGCAGUGGUACCGGUGAUCGUGAAUAUAACGACGACGUGAUGCAUGCAAUUGUUGCGAACUACUUUUUCCUUUUCUCUGGGGAUCCUACUUAUGGGCCAACUUCGGAACGAGUACAGAACGCCUUUGCCUCAGCGGCGUUUCUAGCCAGCGACAUGUUCAUGACGAAUAACUACCAUGAGCAGAGUAUCAGCAUAUCAUAUGAUAUGGGUGCAGAUGUACAAAUCCCGCACAUCUCCUGUGUAGGAAUUAUCUUCGUCACAGUAUUAUUAGGUCUUGACUUGGCAUGUCUCCUGGCAUUGUCCCUCUAUAGCGCGUGGAUUCCUCGAUGGACUGGGACUCUCGACUCCUUUGCGAUGCUGCGGAUCGGGGCGUGUAUAUCAGAAAAGGUUCCUCUGCUGGCCGCGCGACAUGUUGAGCGCAUUAAAAUUCUUGAUGAGACUCCCGGAUGGAUGGGGAACGCAUCCGAUGGCGAGAUAGGGGAACUAUGCUUAGGCGGGGAAGGGCCACUUGAGAAGACGCAGCGUUACCGCAGUUAUGACACCGAUCAUGCGACUCAAGCAAUGGCGACAAGGAAACCCUCGGGGCCGAUCAGACAAGAGGGCUAUUCGGAUUCCUUAGCUCCAGGAGAAAGUGUGUAG